Lachancea thermotolerans CBS 6340 is the source of this 633-nucleotide messenger RNA. It is a transcript of the gene YTH1, whose product is annotated as cleavage polyadenylation factor RNA-binding subunit YTH1. The record is from RefSeq and is a predicted model, not a curated record. Gene Ontology annotation, molecular function: metal ion binding; RNA binding. NCBI's taxonomy places the organism in Eukaryota, Fungi, Ascomycota, Saccharomycetes, Saccharomycetales, Saccharomycetaceae. The coding region runs from base 1 to 633 and encodes 210 amino acids. The transcript has a single exon.
AUGUCCAGAAUACACCCGGAUACAUCGAACUAUCCCUUUAGGUUCGAGCCGUUUCUUCGGCAGGAGUACUCCUUCUCUCUAGACCCUGACAGACCCGUAUGCGAAUUCUACAACCCUAGGGAAGGCCCGUCUUCGUGCCCAAACGGAAAUUCAUGUCCCAAUAAGCAUGUUCUGCCAAUAUUUCAGAACAAAAUAGUCUGCAAGCAUUGGCUGCGAGGAUUGUGUAAGAAGAAUGACCAGUGCGAGUACCUGCACGAGUAUAACCUGCGGAAAAUGCCGGAGUGCGUGUUCUUUUCGAAAAACGGCUACUGCACACAAUCGCCGGAGUGCCAGUACCUACAUAUCAAUCCAAGCUCCAAAAUCCAGGAGUGUGAAGACUACAGGAUGGGAUUCUGCCCCGCUGGUGCGCAAUGUAAAAAGAGACACAUCAAGAAAACGAUGUGUCCUCGCUACAUCACUGGGUUUUGCCCGUUGGGAAGACUCGACUGCGAAAUGGAACACCCUCCGUUUGUGAUACCGAACGAGCUGAGCAAGCUGCGGAUCAAGAACGAUGAUGAAAUAAACACGAAGAAGCAGGAUGAGGAAAAAGAACGGCGUUUAAACGCUAUCAUCAAUGGCGAAAUCAUUGCGUAA